CUUCUUCUGCACUGGUAAUUGGAGAGUAAAAUUGGAUAUCUUGUUAUUGAGAGAGUAUCUUCACCAUUUCAUUGUGAUUUACCAUUGCCUUUUCCCAUGCGGUAUGGAAUUCCACUUUUACUGUUGUCACUAAAGUGGUAAUUCACCUCCAGCAUAUUCUUAAAUAGUUGCUGCCCAAUAUAUUACCUGCUUGCCUUAGCUGAGCAGCUGGGAUGAUCUUCAUACCUCUGUGGCAUUGCUGAGUGUAUAUUUUAGUGUAUAAUCCCAGAAUACCAGUCUCGGCGUGAAAUCCGAAGGGACGCGUUUUGCAGCGACAGCCUCCGUCCGCACCGUAAACAGCUGGUUUCUGGUGUUUUCUGGGAAUUGCAAUCGAGGUGAAGGCGCUCCUUUCGCCUGGCAAAAUGCCGGCGGUUCCGGGAUUAGUCGGUCACGUGUCGCCUGCUCGGCUCUAUAGCGGCGGCGGCGGCGGCCCUCGGGUGUAGGCCUAUGGCAGGGGCUGCGAAGAAGCAGGUCCGCUUUGCCCGGCUGGAAGAAGAGGGAGCGCGGGAAGAAGCGGGAGCCUUCGGGGACGCCGCUGGAGAGGAUGCGGCCGCCGGAGAGUCGCCGCCUGGAUGCUCGGCGCCCCUUGCCCUUCAGCCGGUCGUGAAGGUGGCAGGUGGCAACGGCCGAAGAAGCCGGGCAGGUGGCGGUGGCCUUGGCGGGGGAAAGCAGGCGGCGGCGGCGGCGGCAUCCCGGCGGGCACUGAAGUGGUGCAUUUCGGCUGCUCUUUGCGCCGCUUUCCUGGGCCUGGGGAUGGCUAUUGCUAUUCUAGGACCAACCUUUCAAGACUUGGCUGCAAAUGUGAACAAAAAUGUUAGUCAAAUUUCAUAUAUCUUCGUGGGCCGUUCAGUGGGAUACUUUGGUGGUUCUCUAAUUGGUGGAAUACUUUUUGACUGCAUGAACUCCAAGUUACUUUUGGGUUUAUCUAUGCUGGGUACAACAGUAGGACUAUAUGCUAUUCCAUGGUGUAAGAAAGCCAUCUUGUUAACAACCAUGAUGUCGGUCAUUGGUUUUGCAAUGGGAAUUCUGGAUACAGGUGGGAAUGUUCUGGCUUUGGACACAUGGCAAGCAGAAGCUGGUCCACACAUGCAGGCCUUGCAUUUCAGCUUUGCCCUUGGAGCUUUUGUGGCUCCCAUCCUGGCGAAGAUGGCACUGGGUGGUUCUGCCCUUGAAUUGCAGAUACAUCUGGGCGGCAGUAUUGAAAACCAGUCAACUAUGAAUCCUCCUGGUGCUACGUUGUUCCCGAAGCUUCAUUUAAAUGGGAAUUUUGUGUGGUCUUAUGCUGUGAUUGGCACUUACCUCUUACUUGUCGCGUUGUUUUUCUUUACUUUAUAUUGGAGGAGCAUUCCUGUUCAAGGUAGAACAAAACUUGCCAUGCAGAAAUACCAAAUCGCAAAAUAUCACCAUGCUCUCAUAAUACUUCUUUCUGUGUUUUUCUUUUGGUAUGUUGGAGCAGAGGUGACCUACGGCUCCUACAUUUUUACUUAUGCAAAAACUUAUGCUUUUAUGAAAGAAAUGGAAGCAGCAGGGUUGAAUUCUCUCUUUUGGGGAACCUUUGCAGCUUGCAGAGGGCUGGCAAUCUGCUUUGCGACCUGCUCCUAUCCUGGAUCUAUGAUCCUGAUAAGUAUCGUAGGCUCUACUGUGUCGUCACUCUUCCUGGUCCUCUUCAAUGUGCACACAGUUGCUCUGUGGGUUGGUUCUGCAGUGUAUGGUGCUUCAAUGGCUACUAUCUUUCCCAGUGGCAUAUCUUGGAUAGAGCAGUAUACCACUGUUCAAGGGAAGUCUGCAGCAAUGUUUGUCAUGGGUGCAGCUCUAGGAGAAAUGUGUAUUCCUGCGGCAGUUGGCUUCCUUCAAGGAUAUUUUCCCACUCUCCCAGUGCUCAUGUACACUGCAUUGGGAGCAGCUGUCAUGACAGCAGUACUGUUCCCUGUGAUGUGUAAAUUAGCGGCAUCAACUGAUGAUGCUAAAUUGAAGGGUGCUGGAGACAGGGAAGUUCAAGAAGCAUUGUUGUCCAACACUUACCUUGAAGACGAUGAGGAGGAUAAUGAAAUCAGAGAAUGGAAUGCAGUAGACUUUGAAAUAAUUGAGAUGAAUGACACACUCCAGAACUCUGUCAUAGAGACUUCUAAGAAGAUCCAAGGAGAAUUUACUACCACCAUCUCUAGCCAGACUCCUUCAGAGAAUUUGUCAUUUAAUUCUUCUCCUGUACUUGCUGUCAAAUCUCCCAAACAGAAGAGUUCAAAUAAGAAUGAUUGAGUUGUCUUAUUGUAGCGCAAAAGAAUUUCAGAUCAGAAUUUCAACUUUAAGAUCAUAUAUUAUUUCAAUAUUGGGGGAAAGUUUGCUGAAUUCUAACCAAGGCAGCCUUAUUUUAAAGUCUGAGGGAAGUGGUAACUUCUGAAGAGGAGUGGAAUCCCUUUGUUUAACCAUGAGAAUGACUCAAAGUAGAAGGUUUCCUAAAUGUCUUCUUUUAAUAUUUUUUCAGGAAAGUGAAAACUAUAAUUAGAAUGAAUAAACAGAACUUGUUUUCUACUCCAGAGGUCCCCAACCUUUCCAGAUUGGCAGAUUGGAGGGGAGAGCAGGUAGAGAGGGGGAUGGUUUCAUGUGUGUGCCACUUCCACCAAUGCAGCUUUGUGCAUGCGCACGCUCGCCCACUGUUUGGGCAGCCCGGUUACCAAUGGGCCACAGUCUGGCUCUGGGUUGUGGACCAGGGGUUGUGAACUCAUUGUUGGCUUAUAAAAUGAUGUUUAUAAUCUGUGUACUGUACUAGAAGAGGCUGAAGAAUUCAUUGAAAGUCAUCUCUGGAAACAAGAUAAAUCUAGAAAAUCAAUCCGUGCAUUUCUAACUCAACAGUUCCAUGUGUUUAGAUUGAAUCCUAAAUAUAUUCUAUCCUAUUUAACAAAAAGAAUUAUUUUUUAAAAAAUAAGUACAUGACCACAGUUAUGGUUAAAUUAGCCAAUACGUAUUUUAAAAUUUUGCGCAGAAGCACUUUGUAUAAUGGAAAUAAUUGCUGAAAAGGAUUUGAGUUUAUACUGCUAUAAUACAGUAACUCUGACUUGAAUAAACUGGAGUGAAGAUUGUUCAUCGAGUUUAGCAAUGAUGAAGUAUAAUCUCAGGUCAUGCUUGCAAAGCAGAGGGAAGAUCACCUGCAAUACCAAGAGGAAUCCCACGGCUGCUUUGGGAUUUAUGAGAUAAAUGUUGUAGUUCAUUGCAGACUUCAAGGGGUAAGGAAGGUGAAUUUGUGUCUCAGAAAUGUGAUCAUUUCAAAAUGUAAACUGGGUUGUUUUUCCUCUACCUGCAUUUUCAAGUAUGGAAUUAUAAUUUAAAAUAAAAUGGUGUGUUUUUGGUGUCAUCCCAGCCACACUAUUAAGUGACCUUAUAUUUAAAUAGCAUGAUACUAUGGUACUUGAUACGUUCAUGUAAUUUCUUGGAUAAUUCAGUUUUAAAAUUAAAAACUAAGAAACUGCCCCUCAGAGAUGUUCUAUUAUAAAGUAUAAAUCAGUAAAAAUCUGGUGAUAUCUUUCAAAAAUUAACUUUCAGCAAAUUGUUAAGAUAUAGUCGAUGUAACUAUGAUUAAAAAUUCUAAAUCUAUCAAGAGUUGGUGAUACGCUCUGAAGCUGCCUUUCCCAAUUUGCGCCUUCUAGAUGUGCUUGACUGCAGCAUUCAUAAUUCCUAACCAGCAGGACUUUUGUGUUGGGUAAAGAUUAUAGGAAUUUAGAACCAUAAUAUUUAGAUAUAGUCAGGCUGGGAAGGCUAAUUGAAAAAGUGACUUUCUUAAAAAUUAAAUAUUGUCAUUGUGAAAAGAAAAAUCAGUGCUAAUUAUCUCUACAGUACCAAUGUUUUCUAUUCAGAAAGCCUUAUUGUGGCUAGUAUUGGAGAAAUAAUGUUGAAUUUUUGAUCAUUUUUAAAAAAAUUCUUGAUCAAAAUAUAUUCACUGAUAAUAUAAUAACUUGAUGCUUAUAAAAUGAACAUCAGAUAUGCUUAAAAUACAAUAAUGUUAGCAUUUCUAUACUACUGUAAGUGAUGAUUGAGUUGUGAUGAUGAGGAUCAUUUUAAUGAUUCUUAUUCUUACUAGAUAAUUAACUGCUGCUGCAGCUUUUGUAGUAGGCUGUGACUGAAGUUACUGAACAUUAAUUUACAUGUAGAAUAGACACUUGGAAAGUUUGGAAUCUGCCUUCUCUCUACAUACUAAUAAACACGACCGAAGUUAUUCUGAGGGCGCUUUGGGUGCAGAUCAAAUUGUGGGGAAAGUAGACCACCAAGGGAAACUGAUGGCUAUGAGUGGCCAUUGCCUUACCUAUUGUUGAAUGUAACCCUUAAUAUCACUGGGAGAGAUCAUGUCUCCCAACAGUGUAUGUAUCUUUUUGGAUGUGUGCACGUUUGAAGUUAAUAGUACUAUGAAUCUCUUUGACUUAUACCUUUUGAUACUUUUUUCUGUUCCACAGUAUGUUAUUUGCCCUAAGUAUUGCACUUAUUGCUUGGAUAUGGUUUUUUGUGUGUUCCCAAUGUUACAAUAAUUUUGUAAUAAAAAUGAA
This is a messenger RNA of Notechis scutatus (mainland tiger snake), 4571 nucleotides long. RefSeq names its product solute carrier family 60 member 2 (gene SLC60A2). Lineage: Eukaryota; Metazoa; Chordata; Lepidosauria; Squamata; Elapidae. Gene Ontology annotation, biological process: transmembrane transport. The record is from RefSeq and is a predicted model, not a curated record. Gene Ontology annotation, molecular function: D-glucose transmembrane transporter activity.